Molecule: messenger RNA, 1198 nt
Organism: Frieseomelitta varia
Lineage: Eukaryota; Metazoa; Arthropoda; Insecta; Hymenoptera; Apidae
Exons: 3
Coding region: 6-572 (188 amino acids)
Source: RefSeq, a predicted model, not a curated record
UCGAAAUGAGAAGGUGCGGCUUCGUUGUGUGGUUGGUCCUCGCCUGCCUCACCAGCGACGCGUUGCAACAGUACAGAGAAAAGAACAUCAGCGGCGCGGAGACAGACGCGGUACAGGCGAUCUUGGCCAGAUACCUUCAGAGGCGUCUUCAGGGCUCGCAGCUGUCGACGCCGCCUCCGCCGGCUGUCCUCUUCAGUAGUAAUAACCAGGCCAGAGCGAGGCAAGCGCAGAGGGCCACUAGCAAUGCGUUGCCGAGGAAUGUCAGCGAGAAAGAGAGGAGGGAGCGCGUGGAGGAUUACGAGGAUUACGAGGACGACCUUGAGGGCUUCGAGGACAGUGAGAGGAGCAGGACCAGAUUCGAUCUCUUCGCCGAUGACUGCCCGAACUGCGUGGACGAGCACAGCAGCAGCCUGGCCGCGUCAAGAUGGACGAUGCCGUUGUUGAAGCUCGGCGAGAAGAGAUACUACCUGGGGAUCUUCUUCAAGGUAUCACCGCCAGUCACUUUGAUUUAUCUAGCUGCUACCGGCGGACGCGACCUGCCGGACAUCAUUGAAUUAUUUCCGUACCCGUAACCUUUCCUCCCCGACGUCUUGCGCCGAGACGCUUCGCUCGUUAUCGAUCUGUUCGGCCAAACGCGACCGCCUCAUGCACGCGUGUAUGCUUUGUAUCGUCGCGACGGGAAGAGAACACGGGAAACCGAUCUCGUUGAUGACGAUCUUCGUGGACUCGCAACGACUCUGCCUUUGUCAAGUAGAUCGUGUCGAUAGGCGGAUAGUUCUCUGGUCGAGUUCGAGCAUGAGCACGUACAUACGUUCAUCGAUCGAGAGAGAGAGAGAGAGAGAGAGAAAAGAAGCGUGUUUGCAUCUCUGGAUUAUAUAUGGAUAUAGUAUUUUAUCGUUUCCGAGACGAUGGACUCGCAAGUGCAGCAGACUCUUGUUUAUUGAAAUUUUGAAAUGUCUGGAGAGAGGAAUUGUAGACUUUUCUUUCAUUGAAAUUCCCAAUAACGGCUACAUUUGAUAAAUUUGAGAGAAAAAUUAUUACUAAUUAUUAUUAAUAGUUCGCUGGAUUUAUUGUAAACGAGAAUUAACAAAAGGAUAAUAUAGAACUAUAAUUGGAGGAGAGACAGGAUUAAAAGGAAAGAAUUUGGCAGAUCUCUUACAGGGAGAGUUUAAGAUAGGAAAAUUUCUCUUCCAGAAGA